AUGCAGAAAAAAGAUGCCUCCUUUGAUGGUUUCCUGCCUAGCUUCCAGUGUUUCACCACCCAGGCCAUCCAUGCGGGCCAGGAUCCAGAUCAGUGGACCUCCCCGGCUGUGGUGCCUCCCAUCUCAAUGGCCAGCAUGUUCAAGCAAGGGGCGCCAGGCCAACACUUGGGUUUUGAAUAUAGCCAUUCUGGAAAUCCAACUUGGAAUUGCUUAGAAAAAGCAGUGGCAGCCUUGGAUGGGGCAAAAUACCGUUUGGCCUUUGCUUCAGGUUUGGCAGCCACUCUAACCAUCACCCAUCUACUGAAAGCAGGAGACCACGUGAUUUGUAUGGAUCAUGUGUAUGGAGGUACGAACAGGUACUUCAGGAAGGUGGCAUCUGAAUUUGGAUUACAAAUUUCUUUUGUUGAUUGUUCCAAAACCAAACUGCUAGUGGCAGCAAUUAUACCAGAAACCAAGCUUGUUUGCCUCAAAACCCCCACAAACCCCAGCCUAAAGAUGAUCGACAUUGAAGCCUGUGCACACAUCGUCCAGCACGGAGACAUUAUCAUGGUUGUGGAUAACACUUUUAUGUUGGCAUAUUUCCAGAGGCCUUUGGCUCUGGGAGCUGAUAUUUGCAUGUGCUCUGUAACCAAGUACAUGAAUGGCCACAGUGACGUUGUGUUUGGCUUGGUGUCCAUGAACUCUGAGAGCCUCCAUGACAGGCUUUGCUUCUUACAGAAUUCUCUUGGCACAGUUCCAUCUCCCUUUGACUGUUACCUGUGCAAUCGAGGUCUGAAGAUGCUCCAGGUCUGAAUGAAGAAGCAUUUCCAAAAUGGGAUGGUGGUUGCCCGGUUCUUGGAAUCUAAUCCUUGGGUAGAAAAGGUCAUUUCUCCUGGGCUGCCCUCUCAUCCUCAGCAAGAGUUGGCAAAGCAUCAGUGCUCAGGCUGCAUGGGGAUGGUCACGUUUUAUAUCAAGGGCACUCUCCAGGAUGCAGAGACUUUCCUCAAGAACCUAAAGUUAUUUAUUCUGGCUGAGAGUUUGGGAGGAUUCGAAAGUCUUGUUGAGCUUACUGUUAUCAUGACUCACGCAUCUGUGUUAAAGAAGGACAGAGAUCUCCUUGGAAUUAGUGACAUGCUAAUUCAACUCUCCCUGGGUUUGGAGGAUGAAAAAAAUCUUCUUGAGAAUCUAGACCAAGCUCUGAAGGCAGCACACCCUCCAACUGGAAGUCUCAAAUAGUAUUCCAGAAUGGCGAUUAAAAGCUACUUCCUGGGAAGAUGAAAUCUUCUGAAUAAUGUAAU
Otolemur garnettii (small-eared galago) is the source of this 1277-nucleotide messenger RNA. Its product is annotated as cystathionine gamma-lyase-like. Gene Ontology annotation, molecular function: cystathionine gamma-lyase activity; pyridoxal phosphate binding. The record is from RefSeq and is a predicted model, not a curated record. Gene Ontology annotation, biological process: transsulfuration. NCBI's taxonomy places the organism in Eukaryota, Metazoa, Chordata, Mammalia, Primates, Galagidae. Gene Ontology annotation, cellular component: cytoplasm.